AUGUCUUAUUUUGACGACCAGGUGCUGAGGGACCUCAAACUUGGAGACAAAUCCGGCGCCGCAAUCACCGAUAAAGGCGACUUGGUCCAGUGGGGUAAAGGCUAUUCUGAGACAGACUUUAAGCCCACAAAGACCCUUACUGGCAAGAACUUGACUUCGUUAUGUAUGUCCAACGAUCGGCUCCUGGCUCUGUCCUCUGAUGGGAGUGUUUACUCCUUGCCGAUCGCGAGGAAUGACCAAAUGUCUGGUCGCAAACUCAAGGAAGGCUCUUGGGUCCCCUUUUGGUCUGGAAAAGCCGGAGUCAGCUAUCGGCUGCUUCAACCCAGCCUAAAAUUGGGCGAAAGGGUAACUUCCAUCAGUGGUGGAUUAGAACAUGCCCUUCUCCUUACAAAUAGUGGCCGGGUCUUCUCCGUCGCCUCUUCGACCGAGAGCUACCCAUCCCAUGGACAACUAGGCAUACCCGGUCUGACCUGGGCUACUCGACCUAAAGGCCCAGUCGAUGCCUGCCAUGAGGUCACGGCUCUCAAGGGAUUCAAAAUCACACAGAUAGCUACUGGAGAUUACCAUUCGCUGGCCCUUAGCAAAGACGGUAGCGUAUUCUCUUUUGGCGACAAUUCUUUUGGCCAACUGGGAAUGGAAUUCGACCCAUCGUUGCCUUUAAGCGAUACCCCUACGAUGAUACCCAUUGCAAGGCUCUAUCGCGGCAACAUUUGGUUUCCCAAGGCGACCGGAAUCGCCGCUGGUGGUGCCAACAGCUUCUUCACAGUGGAUGCUAAACGCAUUGUUGGCCCCGGAGAAAAUCCUUCCGCAAUCCGUGAUCUAGACCGCAUCACCGCUGAUACUUGGACCUGCGGGAGAGGAAUUUGGGGUGCUCUCGGAAACGGUAAAUGGAUUCAUUUGCAAGAUGCACCCACCAAGGUGAAGUCGUUGAGUGGCCUGUUUGAAUAUGACGAGCGAACGAAGAAACUCUCUCCCAUUCGGCUACACGAGAUCUCUGUGGGAACGACGCAUGUGUCGGCAGUAAUGGACAACCAAACUCAUCUGGACGCAUCUCCUUCAUCGACUUUGGACGAUAACAACGACUGGGGCUUUGAUGCGCUGUGGUGGGGAGGAAACGAACACUAUCAACUCGGAACGGGCAAGCGAAGCAACCUGUCAAAACCCACAUACAUCCUCGCACCUCCGGAGGGCUCGAAGGAGGACAAGAAGGAAGAGGCGCGGCUUCAAAUCAUGCCUCGCCAUAAGGGCAAGGCUGGUUCGCGCAACGUAAGUAUGGAGCAGCACGUUGUAUGUGGACGACACAUCUCGGCGAUCUACUCGUCUAAACGAGGCCGUCGCGCCGCUGAAAAGGCCGAAAAAGAUGCAUCGAAGCGAAAGCGCGACGAAGCGCCCGAAGAUUCCGCGCCCAAGCGAUUGAAGCCUUCGUCGGACGAGAUGGAGGUCGACACCACCGAUUUCAACCAAGAAGCAGACUUUAUCCCCCUCGAAGAACCUCAAGAUCAAGAUGGCGCCCCCUCGAGUGAUAUGCCUUUCUACGGUCUUCUCGAUAGCGAAGAACAGGAAUAUUUCUCCCGCGCAAGCGAGAUGUUGGAACUGAAUCAGUUUGAGGAUGCGGAGGAACGGCGAUUGUUCGUUGAUAGUGUGUACAGGGAGGCCAGCGGCAAGGAAUUGAAGAUCGCAUGCAGCCAGUCUUGCUCUCGACUCAUGGAGAAGCUGAUGUCGAUGUCCGACAUUCGCCAGAUCCGGAGGCUGUUCAGUAAGUUCCUUGGCCAUUUCUUGCACCUGGUCCAGCAUCGGUUUGCGAGCCACUGCUGCGAAACGCUGUUCAUCAACGCGGCGCCUGGUGUGACGCAGAAGCCGUCAAAGACCAAGGACAGCAAGGAGUAUGCCGACGAGGAGGACGAACCCGAGCCCGAGCUGUCGCUGGCGGAGAUGUUCAUGCAGGUCGUUCAGGAGCUGGAAGGGAACUGGGGAUACUUGUUGACGGAACGGUUUGCGUCGCAUACAAUUCGAGUUCUUCUGUUGGUCCUCGCCGGGGAGCCGGUCGAUAUGUCAACAAGUGACUCGGUUGUCGCGAGUCGCAAGAAGGAGAGACUGGGCACCGUCGGCACCGAACCUACACAGGAUGGAGAUGCCGCUCCGCAGAAAAAGGGAGUGCCGGAGUAUUUCGAGACGACGCUGAAGAAGGUCAUGAGUGACAUGGUGUCCGUGUUGGAUGAUACCUAUCUGAGAGCAUUGGCUACCCACCCCGUGGGUAACCCUGUACUACAGGUGCUGGUCUCUUUGGAACUGUCUCAUUUCGGAAAAUCGAGCGCAAAGGAUCCGAAGUCAAUUACGAAAAGACUGAUCCCCGACGAGAACUUUGAAGAGGGCUCCGAGACCACGACUUUCAUUCGGGGGUUGCUGUACGAUCCUGUGGGAUCCCGUCUUCUGGAAACAAUUGUGCGCUGCAUGCCUGGAAAGCUAUUCAAAGGCCUCUACAAGAACUUUAUGCGCGAUCAGAUUGCCUCGUUUGCUCGCAACACCACGGCCGGAUAUGUUGUUCUCCGGGUGCUGGAAAGACUCGGAAAGGAUGACCUUCAGAAUGCUAUGGAGCUGAUUGUUAAGCAAAUCCCCAACCUUCUGGAGCGGUCCCGGACGAAUGUGCCUAAAGUGCUGAUCGAGCGAUGUGUGAUCCGGGGCGUCAACACGGCGCCGCUGGCUCGGUCUAUGGAAGCUGCGUACGAUAAGGAUCCCGCCAAAAGGCUGAAUCAAAUCCUACGCCUCGAGGAAUCUGCCCGGGACAACGAGGAGCCCGAAUUCCAGCCUAAAGAGCCUGGCUCUUCUCAGCCAUCUAAUGCGGAAAAGCUGCACGGCUCGCUGCUUGCCCAAACUAUGUUGACUGCCCCCGGACCGAUGAGUGGACUGAUCUUCUCGAGCUUGCUAGCCCAGCCAUCCGAGUCGCUCCUACAGUUAGCCAAAGACCCUACUGCCUCCAGAGUCCUCCAGCAAGCUCUGACUCUCCCGACUUCCACGCCUCAAUUCCGCCGACAGUUCACCACACGAUUCACAAGUCAUUUGAAGGACCUUGCGCUUGACAGCAGUGGUUCCCACGUCGUGGAUUCCCUAUGGACGGCCACUCAAGAUAUUUAUUUUGUCAAGGAGCGAAUGGCGCAAGAGCUAGCGCAGCAUGAAUUUGCACUCCGAGAUUCCUUCGUUGGCCGCGCCGUUUGGAGGAACUGGUCCAUGGAUCUGUACAAGCGACGACGGGGUGAAUGGGCAGCGAGAGCGAAGGGCAUUGAUCGUCAGGACGGUUCUGGGGAACGACCCAAGUCGAAGAUUGAACUGGCACGGGAAAGAUAUGCUGCGAAGGCGGAGGAAAACAAGACCAACCCGAAUUUUCAUCGAUGGCUGUGCCCGCAGCGUCCAGUCGCGCAGAUGAAGUGCGAAAGCGCCGUCGAAGACCUUUUAAUUCCUUUUAUACGUUCCGCAGACGAUGAUUCGUUGAGUCAGGUGCAGCAGCUGAAAAAUGGCGUGAACGGAUCCAACGGCUCGAAUGGAGACCUCCAGCAACCAAGUACCUCGUUAGUCGACUACAAGAAGCCCGAAGAAUUGAAGAAGAUCCUCCAAUUGCAAAUUCCUGAGCAAGGCACGGGCCAAAACGGCUUAAUUGAAGUCCUCCAGAAGGUCCUGCGCUACUCCGUCAACACCUGGCACCAGGGUUUUCUCGACAAGCUAUAUGCCUCGACCAAUGCACCGGGAGUCGCCUCGGAGCUGAUACUGGCAGCUCUGAACACGAACGUCCAUGUGUACCAGGUAUCUCCUGCCUUGACGGUGAUCGAGAAGUACACCGGACGACAGCUGGCCGAACUCUUCGGGCUGAAUGGUCCUCGAGCCGGUGGUAUUUCCGUGCAGGGAGGUUCAGCAUCAAACACGACGUCGAUCGUCAUUGCGCGCAACAAUCUGUUUCCCAGCACGAAGAAUGAUGGAAAUGGCGAUUACCGGUUCGUGCUCUUUACCAGCGCCCACGGUCAUUACAGUAUCGAGAAGGCGGCGCAGAUGCUGGGACUUGGAAGCAGCUCGGUCUGGGCGGUGCCUGUGGACAAGCAGGGCCGGAUGAUUGCGGAAGAGCUGGAGAAACUGGUUCAGAAGGCGCUGAAGGAGAAACGUACCCCGUUCUACGUCAACGCCACCGCCGGAUCGACUGUCAUGGGUUCCUUUGACCCGUUCAACGAGAUCGCCGCCAUCUGCAAGCGAUACAACCUCUGGUUCCACGUGGACGGCUCCUGGGGCGGCUCGUUUGCCUUCUCCAAGCGUCAGAGAGAGAAGCUCGCCGGCGCCGAAAAGGCCGACAGUAUUGCCAUCAAUCCGCACAAGAUGCUCGGCGUCCCCGUGACUUGUUCCUUCCUGCUGGCCGCCGACUUGCGACGAUUCCACCGCGCCAAUACCCUCCCCGCCGGAUACCUGUUCCACAACGAAGACACCGAGCCGUCCGACGAGGACCAGAGUGCGCCGGAAUCUGAACUGGCCGUCGACUCUCCCGAGGUCUGGGACCUAGCGGACUUGACGCUGCAGUGCGGGCGCCGCGCCGACUCCCUCAAGCUCUUCCUCGGGUGGACAUACUAUGGCACAGCCGGCUAUGAAAAGCAGAUUGACACCGCUUGCGACAUCGCCACCUACCUUGCGACCCUAGUCGCCGACCAGCCCGACUUCAUCCUGGUCAGCGAGAACCCGCCUCCUUGCCUCCAGGUGUGCUUCUACUACGCCCCCGGCAGACAGUUUGUCCACCCGCGGGGGAUCGUCUCGAACGAGACCGAGCGCGGCAAGGCCAACAGCAAGGUGACUGAGCAGGUGACGCACGCCAUCGUCCGCAAAGGAUUCAUGGUGGACUUUGCGCCGCCCAGCGGCGACGAGGAUGCGGUUGGCAACGGGAAGUUCUUCCGCUGCGUCGUGAAUGUACAGACGACGAGGGAAACGGUCGAGGGUCUGGUGAAGGCCAUCCAAGAGGUCGGUCCUGCCAUUGUCGACCAACUGAAGGCUGAGAACGCCUCGGCUUCGUCGAGGAGACCGGGAGAGAGGGGCCAUGGACCCGUGGUCCACCAUGCAUGA
Molecule: messenger RNA, 5088 nt
Organism: Aspergillus steynii IBT 23096
Lineage: Eukaryota; Fungi; Ascomycota; Eurotiomycetes; Eurotiales; Aspergillaceae
Exons: 4
Coding region: 1-5088 (1695 amino acids)
Biological process (GO): mitochondrial respiratory chain complex III assembly; carboxylic acid metabolic process
Cellular component (GO): mitochondrial inner membrane
Molecular function (GO): RNA binding; carbon-carbon lyase activity; pyridoxal phosphate binding
Source: RefSeq, a predicted model, not a curated record